Molecule: messenger RNA, 5720 nt
Organism: Brassica rapa (field mustard)
Lineage: Eukaryota; Viridiplantae; Streptophyta; Magnoliopsida; Brassicales; Brassicaceae
Product: transcription factor TCP18
Biological process (GO): regulation of secondary shoot formation
Cellular component (GO): nucleus
Molecular function (GO): DNA-binding transcription factor activity; sequence-specific DNA binding
Source: RefSeq, a predicted model, not a curated record
UUCAUGCCAAUAAGAAGAAAAUUAAGCAAAAGUAAAGAAAAUAAUUUCCUCUUCAAAAGCAUACUCUCCUCUCAAAUUGAUGUUGUUCCUUCUCCAUUAUGAUAUCUCUCGGCCUCUCUCUCUAUAGCUGUCUCUCUCUAUAAUUUAUCUUUUUCUCUCUCUCCAUUCUAGUUCAUAGCACAUAGACUUAUUUAAGUACAUUGCCUGUGUUGUCUUUCUCAACCAUUAGUCCUUUACUUCGAUAAAGGCUAAGGAAGAAAAGUUUUGAUUGUCUUCGUCAUUGGAACAGUUUUAAUUUUGUUGCUUCAAAACAUCCAAAAGGACAUGAACAACAACAAGACUUUCAGUACUACAAGCACCAUCAAUGAAGACUACAUGUCAUUCCCUUAUAAUGACAAUUAUUGCUCACAACCAUUACUCCCUUUUAGCCCUUCCUCUUCCAUUAACGACCUCUUGAUUCACUCCAAUUCCAACACAUCAAACAAUCAUCUUGACCAUCAUCAUCAAUUCCUACAAGCAGCUUCUCCUUUUUCUCAAUUCGAAUUCGUCCAGGAUUUUUCUCUCCUCCCCUCUUUCCUCCCACAAAACAUUGCCCAUAAUGAUAACCAAACCAUAAGCAUCAAUGACCAUCAUCAUCCAUCCCUUCUUCCUUUGAACAACACCAUUGAUGAAUCCCAACUCAUUGAGCCGUCGGAGACCAUAACCACACACAACGAAGACUCCCAGAGAAUCUCAACUACUCAAGACCCGAAAAUGAAAAAUGCCAAGAAACCAAGCAGAACGGACCGGCACAGCAAGAUCAAAACGGCUAAGGGGACAAGAGAUCGUAGAAUGAGACUCUCUCUAGAUGUCGCCAAAGAAUUGUUUGGCUUACAAGACAUGCUUGGAUUCGACAAAGCCAGCAAGACCGUUGAAUGGUUGCUCACACAAGCCAAACCCGAGAUCAUAAAGAUCGCCAACAGCCUUUCUAACCAGUUUAAACACGGCGGAUUCAGCAGCGGAGAUGACUCCCAAACCCGACCGGCGUUAGGAUCAACGGAGACAUCGUCUGAUCUAUGCGAAUUUGCAUCUGUGUGGACAGUCGAGGAUAGAGGCAGCAAUACUAGCAUGACCGAAAAUAAGGUGGAUGGGAGAACAAUGAGAGGGAAGAGAAAGAUGUCGCAGCGAACGCCCAUUUUGAAGGAGAUGUCUAAAGAUGCCAGAGCCAAAGCAAGAGAGAGAGCAAAGGAUAGAACAAUGGAGAAGAUCAUGAAGAGAAGACGACCACAAGUAAAUGCCGUAGAAGAAGUAGAAGCUCAUAAUCAGCAUGAUGAGGUAGUAAAGAAUAAUAAUUCUGGUGUUAAUUGGACUACUUCUUUUGAGGUGACGCCCUGCGGAGAAAAUAUGGAAGAACUUUGCAAGAACAAUCGUUUCGCAGUUUACAACGAUUUUGUGGUGAAUAAAAAAGAUCACAUUUCCGAAGAAUCAUAUAAUAUGAUCAGCCAAUUGAAUUCAUCAUUUCCAAUGCUUACUCCCCAUCGCAGCCAAGGUGCAGCUACUUCCAUAGAGCAGCAGCAGCAGCAACAGGUUAGGGAUGUUCAUCACUUCUUGUACAACUAUCAUAAUAUGUAAUAAUGAUAUAAAUUACCGUUAAUUUCUCAAAUUAAUAUAUAAUAAUUUGUGUAUAUGUGAGUCUUAUGAAGCUUUUUUACUUCACUUUCUUGUCAUAUAUUAAAUCGAUGUAAAACAAUCAAUGCCUUUUAUAUAAUAUUUUGUUUAAUUAUAGUUCGUGUGGAACCUUAUAUGCAUAGCAUUAAACCCAAUUUCGUUAAUAUAUGUGCUUGUUCUUCAUUCCAAAAUAAAACUAAAGUAACAAUAUGUGUGUGUUUUACUUUGUGGGCAAUCGUCUCUGUCUUCAUGGAUUCAGAAAUUGUGUCAAGUGGUGAAGAAAGCUACUCUCUCCGUUUUCUUUAAGUAAAUGAGAUUUUAGACUUAUUCACAUAAAUUAAAGAAAGCGUUUAUUUAUAUUUUUAUUAAGUAUUCAUCUAUCCUCAAAUUAAUCAAUAAUAAAAUAAAUUUUAUAAUAUAAAUGGUCAAACAACAUAAAACUAAUAUGUUUUAUAAAACGUCAUUUAAUUUGAAGCAGUUUAAAAAAUAAUAAUCAAGUAUUAAAAAUGGAGGGAAUAUUAUUUAUGGUUUAAUUCGCUUUCACACUACUGAUUCUCUUUAUGAGACAUCUACGUCAAUUCUAGUAUAGUCCAUUAAACCCGAAUCAAGAACUUCAAACCUUUCAAGGUUAUUAACUUAGUUAAACAGAGCAACCUGUGAUAACUAUUAUGUAUAAGUGGGUUUAGGUUUACACACAAGUUCAUAUGUGUAAAAAAAUCUAGAUAUAUUAUUCAGACACGUUAUCACUUUCUAAUUAGUUUUUAUUUUAAUGAUGUGAAACUAGCUAUUUACUUUGUCCUUUUACCAGUGAUAUAUAUACAUAUAUUAUAAAAGGAUUGCAGUUUUAAAAGUUUCUGGAUAACUACAGAUAAAAACCUGAUAAAAACAUCCCAAAAGUACGAUUAUGAACCUGAUGUUGAAACUGUUUUCUAUUAACAUAAGAAAUUAUAUUUAGUUCAAAAAAAACAUAAGAAAUUAUAUAUUCUGACAGAAACAUAUAUAUCCUACAAUAAACUUGUUUCACUGAGAGCAUCUACAGUGGUUGACUUCAUUUUUAUCUUCAAAAGUUCAUUUUUUCCACACAAAAAAAAUAAAGCAACAUUCACUCCAACGGUUUGCUUCAUUUUUUUCUUAUAAAAUGAAUAUUCCAAGUAUAUUCUAUCUCCACUUUAUCACUAAUUAUUAAUAGACAUCUUAUACUUUUUUAUAUUUACUUAUUAGACCUAACUAUUUUGUUUUAACAUUGAUCCAACAUAAUUAUUAUUUCAUAUAAAUUUAAUAUACUCAUAUUAUUACAUAACAUGAGUAAACAAACAUAAAACAUCGUAAUUUGUAUGAAAAAACACCAUAUAUAUAAAAAAAUUCUACAAUUGAUUAACAAACGUGUUUAGAGUAAGAAAUGAGUUUGUUUAUCUUUGAUUCUUAAAAAGUUCUUAAAAACAUAUGAAUUCGAUAUAAACAUCUGACUAGAUAAAAAUAAUAGUCAAAAUUUUGAAAUUAAUUAGAUUAUAUUACAGCAUAUAGUUAAUUUUGCAAAAGAUAAAAAUAAAUAAAAAUUAAGGACCAAUUUACAAUGAAAAAGUUUAUUUUCAAAAAAAUGAAAAUAUGUACAAUAGAUCUUCAAAUUUGAAACAAUACUAUUCAUUGCUUUAUUUUGAAGCAAAAAAUGAAGUAUAAUUGGAGCAAAACUUACUUCAAAAUAAAGCAAAAAGUGAAAAUGAAGUGGAGUUGGAGAUGGUCUAACCUCUCCUUGUUCCAUUUGUAUGCUAACAGAAUAUACUUUGUUUGAUAGCCUCAUGGAAAAGAAGUUUUUAUCUGAUUUGGUGCCACUUGCAGAUGACCUAUAUAUUGAUUUUCUGUCAAACCUUUAGUGGUUGAGUUAGUUGUAGUCCAGCGUAGAAGUGUUUAAUUAUUCAUAAAACAUAUAGGUCUGACCAGACCACACUCACCAUAUGCUUGCAAUACAUAUUAUUUUCAUAGUUUGCUUUUCCUAGAGUAGCAUGUGUUGUUGUGUACCUUGGUUCUCCAUUUUUAUCUGGUCUUCUGGUGGCUCCUAAAAAACACAUCCACAUGAAAAAAAUAUCUACUAGAAUUCCAUCUACAACCUCAUAAAUUUCCUAAUUUAUUCAGAAAUAGAAUAAAUAUUGAAAAAAAUGUAAGCAUCUGAUACCCAGAUAGUGACUACUGUAAAUUUGUAAUAUAUAUAUAUAUAUAUCGAUGUGCAAGCACAAUACAUAAUUACAUAGGAGUACUCUAUGGCCAUGUCGGAAAAUUGAACCAAUUUAGAAUAAUAUCAUAAUUCAACUAUCAAUAUUAGAGUCCGUUUAACAUUUUGUAAAUCUGUUAUGAUUCAAAAUAUGUCUGAAAAUGUCUCGUAGUUGGUAAUAACAAACACGCAUGAUACUUGCAGGCUAAUGCCAACAUAAAAGUUUGGAGAAGAGAUUUAUAUUAUGGGAAUUAGGGAAACUACAAUUACGAAAACUCAAUAUUUAAUUAAUUCGAUUUGACCAUUCAUUUCUUUUUAUGGAAGUGUAAUCUUUAUGUAACAUUUUUUUUUGUAAUAUUUUAUUGUUCUAUAUGGGUGUCUACAUUACGACCAACGGGGUCACGUGCCAUUGGCUAAAAUUUGAUUUUCUUUAAGCACUUGUCUUAAAACUAGUUCAACUUCUAUGAAAAGAAUGAAUGGUCAAAUCGGAUUACAUGAGUUACAAUAAUGUUACUUUAGACAACCAUGUUUUCUUGCAGUGAUAAUUUUUUAAUUUACAUACAUCAAUUAUAAGAAAAUGAAAACAUAUAUUUAUAUAUUUGUAAAGUCAUGUGAACCGCAAUGCUAAACAUAUAAACAGACAUAAAUAUUACAUGAGUUACAAUAAUAUCAAACAUAACAGAGACGAUAUAGGGAAAAAUAUUAUGUGUAUUGUUUAAACGCAAAGCUUGUUUUAUUGUAAUUGGUUCCAGGUAAUCAGUAAAAUGGAAGAAUAGGUCCUAUAACAAAGAAUUAGAAGAGGUCGUAGAAACGAAGUGUCGAUCAAUUCUUUAGAGAAAGGAAUAUGAAACAUGUAUUAGAAGUGAUUAAAAUGAAAUUCUACGAAAGGAGAACAUAUGUUAAAUGAGUAAACAGAUAAUUGAGAAAAGAUAAAAACAAAUAAUUCUACAAAAAGUUAUGCAUAUAUUAAAAACAUUUAUAAUCUUUUAAACAUUUCAUGACGCAUCAUCAAUGUAAAUAUAUAUCUUACUUCUUACAUCAACUAAUCGACAAUUAUAUAUCAACUAGUCGACCAAAACAUGUCCAUUUCCUAAUACUGUGAAGUGGAACGCAAGUGGAGUGCCAAACAUGUAAACACAAUGAUAAUGCAGUACUUGUGUAGACACCAUUCCACAUAAAAGAAUUCAAAAUAUAAUUUAUCAAAAGAAUUUUUGGGUUUGUUUUGAACAGACCUAGUGAGUAUUAGAAUAUAGGACGAUGUUUAUGAUUAUGAAUAAGCAAAGCACUAGUAAGUUUACGUUGUUCUUAGAGGAAAGGAGAAGGAAAUUUAGAGGAUUCUCUUAAACCACUAGGUUACAUUAUUCUCAGAGGAAAAAAGAAAUACAAAAUCGACUUAUAUGAGAAGAACAGCAAAAGUUGAAAUAUAAUAUAAAGUGGCCCCAUUUGUCAAGAUGUAAUAUCUCUCUGGAAUUCAAAAGUUGACAAGAAAGAAAAAUCUACGGAAUCCGAAAAUAAUUAAAAUAACAAUACGUGGUGAAGACUACUGAAGAGUAAUUAGAGAACUAACAGAACGUAACUGUUAAUUAGUCAUACUCUAUAAUUUAUCUUGUUGACUGUGGAAACGUCAAAAAAUCAAUUUGAAAGAAUUAAAGGGGAUUAAUCAAUCUCCUUAUCAAGAAAAAAACUCUGUUAAGAGGUAAUUAAGCAGAACAAAACAAGAAUUAAAUGGAUAUGCAAGAUUUUCUCUUCUCAAUUCCACUCGGCAAAGCUGUAAAAAACCUAUUGAUAGAGAGAAAACUAGAAGAUAAUACGAGACUGAUGAAUGAAACCAAAAAAAAAACCUAAAUCUGAGUUACCAAAAAAGCCC